Messenger RNA from Danio rerio (zebrafish), 2810 nucleotides. RefSeq names its product MYB proto-oncogene like 2a (gene mybl2a). Gene Ontology annotation, molecular function: protein dimerization activity; DNA binding. Gene Ontology annotation, cellular component: nucleus. The record is from RefSeq and is marked validated. Gene Ontology annotation, biological process: regulation of DNA-templated transcription; DNA-templated transcription. Lineage: Eukaryota; Metazoa; Chordata; Actinopteri; Cypriniformes; Danionidae.
CAAGGCGGAGCGCAGAUAUGACGCACUAGAACACAGAAGCUGUGCGCGCGGGCUCACUGGGCAGCAGUUGGAGGUUACACAAGUGAGGCGCACAAAACCACACACACAAACAAGAGUCUGCGGACGAUUAAACAUAACAACACCCCACAAAACUGUGCGGUUUCCUCCUGAACUAUCCGUUACGUUGUCGCAACCUCUGGACGACUUCGGAGACAUGCACAGGUUCAGUAAACUUAUCCAGUGGUUCAUUUAAGUCAUCUCAUAGAAGUGCAGCUGCUUAAAAGAGUAAUGGAGACUAAAGUAAAUCUUAAAACUAAGUGUGGGACUGAUCUCGAGUCUGAGAUGGAUGAGGAUAUUGAGCGAACAAAGAGCAAAUGGACAUCAGCAGAGGAUGAAAGUCUUGCAGCCCUGGUGGGGAAGUAUGGAAGGAGACAGUGGGAACUGAUAUCAUGCUCUCUACCUGGACGCACUGCGCAGGACUGUAAAUACAGAUUCACGGUUGUCUUAGAUCCUGAGCUUGUUAAGGGAACCUGGACUAAAGAAGAAGAUGAAAAGCUCAUUCAGCUGGUGUCCUUGUAUGGUGACAAGUCAUGGAGCAUAAUUUCAAAGAACCUAAAAGGGCGAAGAGGCAAGCAGUGCAGAGAGCGAUGGCACAAUCAUCUGGACCCGUCUGUCAUCAAGACACCCUGGACGGCAGCGGAGGAUCUAAUAAUCAUAAAAUGCCAUUGUUUGCUGGGAUCCCGUUGGGCACAAAUAGCAAAGUUUCUCCCAGGAAGGACUGAUAAUUCGAUCAAGAACCAUUGGUAUUCCACCUUAAAGCGUAAAAUGGAGAGGGGCACCUACAAGAUGGAGAGUCUUGAUUUGAGUGAUCUUGGACACCACCAGAAAUCCAAGGAAACAUCUACUUCGUCAAGUCCUGAAAAGUUGAAGAGCACACCAGAACCAUUGUCUAAAACGAAACCGACGAAGAGCAUGUUUUUAGAAAACAGCCUGAAGGCCAACGGUCCGCCCCUCUACAAUUGCUCCUCUUCACCCUCCAGCUCCAGCAGCCCUCCCACUGUGCCCCCUCAACAUAAAGCAUAUGUUGAUGAUGUUUUGCAAAUGAUUGCUGAGGACAUGCUACCGCUAAACUUUUGUGAAGGCUGUGGGUUUCGUAAAUUCAUGAGUUCCGUUGGCCCUCAGCACCCACAGCUCUCGCAGCAGAUGAUAGCGUCACACCUGUAUAAUGAAGUGGAGAAGACCAUCAAACCUCGGCUGAUCCGGCAGCUCAGAAACUGCAUAUCUCUGAGCGUAGGCCAUAAUGUCGUUCACGUCACUGCCGACAUCUGGGCGAACGAACACACAGAAACUCUUCUAGCCGUCCAGUUGCACUUUCUCGAUGACGACUGGAACCUUCACAGGCCUACUGUGGCUUUUCGUCACUUGUCGAGUAAAGAAUUGAAUACAACAAGAAUUGGCGAAGUUGAAUCGGUUCUGUUAAGCUACGGGCUUUUCCCCCAUAACAUUGGUUAUAGUAUGAUCCACGAAGCCAAGAACACUAUUUCUACACACGAUCUCUUCUGUGACUACAAAAUCAUGUAUUCUGCACAGAAGAACGAUCCGGACGAAGAUGAAUUAUUGCGUUUUCUUGACGAUCAGGUCGCCAUCGAUGAUUUCUCCAUAGCUGAGAUGUCAUCCACCAAACAUCUGGACUGCAUAACGACUCUGCUUCAUUGCGUAAUAAAGGGCGCAUUGAGGAAGUCAAGAGUGGUUGAGCGAAUACUUUUUGAGGUACAAAGUGUAGUGUCUUUUUUUCGCCGCAGUCCCUACUGGCUAGAUGUUCUUACCAAGAAGUGUAAGCUCUCGCUAUGCGGCUCUUACAGCACAAGUAGUCUUACCUGGAACUCUACCAUCAGUAUCAUUCGAGAGAUGAUGCAGGAGUCAGUUUGGGACACCGUGAUGGCUGUUCUGAUUCAGGCACGCACCGAGGCAAACCACUGUCACAUCUCUCCACCAGCAAUUCAUGUUGCGCGAGAGCAAGUCGUGGAUCUGGUUACCUUGCUAGAGCCUUUUGAAGAGGUGGUCCAGUUGCUUCAGGAUGAUGGCAUAACCCUGUCUCUCAUCAUCCCUUCCAUCAUCGGACUCGAUAAAACACUAGAGAUCAAGGACACAAAGUUUAGCCUCUUUUGCUCAGCCUUGCGCUGUGGACUUCGUACUUACUUCCAGCCUCUAAUAUUGCGAAGCGAUCUGUUGCUAGCCACCGUCCUGGACCCACGAAUUAAGCUGCAACCCUUCGACUGUGAAAAAGAGCAAUUCAAAAGCACCUUGCUGUUUGUUCCUUCUAAACAGCGCGUGUCUUCGGUUGUAGAGUCGGCAUUAGGGGACGCAUACACUGCUGCAGAAAUGAGCUGUGACAAAACUGCGGAUUUACAGUCGUCAAUAGUGCAGGAGCUGCAUCAUUAUUUAUCAGAACCCUUGGCGGAUGGCAGCGUUUCUUUACAGGACUUCUGGAAAGGAGCGGCACGCUUCUCUCAGCUACAAAGCGUUUGCCGGACACUGUUGGCGGUCCCGGCUUCUUCAGGAGGAUUUCGGAGACUGUUUCCUCUAGCGUCUCGUAUUGUUCGUGCUCAGAGAAGCCGGCUGCCGCAGCAUACGACAGAAAGACUCCUGCUGUAUCGAGAGUCUCUGAAGAACAGCGGCAGAAGUGAAAAACAUUGAGCUUUUUUUUCUUUUUAAAAUAACUACAAAUAUAUGAUUUUUUUAUUAUUAUUAAAAUUAUGGAGUGACUUUUCAUGAUCAUGUCACAAUAAAACUGUCAUUGUCAAGCUUCA